Nerophis ophidion (straightnose pipefish) is the source of this 664-nucleotide messenger RNA. RefSeq names its product mitochondrial ribosomal protein L55 (gene mrpl55). The transcript has 3 exons. Bases 16 to 636 code for a protein of 206 amino acids. Gene Ontology annotation, molecular function: structural constituent of ribosome. Gene Ontology annotation, biological process: translation. The record is from RefSeq and is a predicted model, not a curated record. NCBI's taxonomy places the organism in Eukaryota, Metazoa, Chordata, Actinopteri, Syngnathiformes, Syngnathidae. Gene Ontology annotation, cellular component: mitochondrial large ribosomal subunit.
AAGCACGAAGUUGUCAUGAAUAUAGUCCAGGAUGAAGACAAAGUUGUCAUGAAUAUUGUCCAAGAUGUCAUGAAUAUUGUCCAGGAUGAAGACAAAGUUGUCAUGAAUAUUGUCCAAGAUGUCAUGAAUAUUGUCCAAGAUGAAGACAAGAGUUGUGCUGCUAUGCUGCGCGAUGUUCCAGGGGGGACAUUUCAUCUGUGGGACCUUUUCCGGUCUAGCUGUGUGACUUCCGGUGUGUGUGUGUGUGUGAGACUCCCUGCAGACGCGGUGUCCAACGUGGCCAACAUGUCAUUGACAAAGACACUUGGAUUGUCUGCCUGUUUGAGGACCUCCCUGCAAAGUGUUCCUCUCCGAUUAAACUCCAACAGAGCUUCAGUGUCCCGCUGCAACCGGCAGAAACAUGAGAACAUGUACCCGGUGACGCUGGUGAGGACUGACGGCUCCACCAUCAACAUCAGAUACAAAGAACCCAGGCGCAUCCUCAUGAUGCCAGUGGAUCUGUCCACUUUGUCUGAGGAAGAACGUCGCAUUCGCCAGAAAAAGCGACAAGUGAAGAAAAUGGUUCAAGAGACGACGAUCCACUACGAUGACGACUUCCAGGUGGAUAAAUACAGUCAGUUCUGGAAGAAGAAAUGAAAAUAAAAGAAGAAUCUUCAUCCGUCAA